Periophthalmus magnuspinnatus is the source of this 513-nucleotide messenger RNA. It is a transcript of the gene sprn2, whose product is annotated as shadow of prion protein 2. NCBI's taxonomy places the organism in Eukaryota, Metazoa, Chordata, Actinopteri, Gobiiformes, Gobiidae. The record is from RefSeq and is a predicted model, not a curated record. Bases 1 to 513 code for a protein of 170 amino acids. The transcript has 2 exons.
AUGACUCCUAAAAGCAUCCAAGCCAUGAAAGUUUCAGAGGUGACCAGAUGCAGCAUCACCAUCUCACUGUCAGACCAGACAAAAAGAUCUGCAAUAAUGAAGACCCAGCUUUACUCUGUGUGCUUGUGCCUCCUGCUCUUCUCCAUUCUGUGCCCCAGGACCUUCUGUAAACGUGGAGCACUGUUCCGGGGCAAGGGCAAAGAAGAUGGCAGCAAAGAGCCCCUACAGUGGCAGAGCAAAGGCCUCACUAAGCAGGGCCUCAGAGUGGUGGGGGCUGCUGCUGCUGCAGGCAUACUUGGAGGGACAGGAACUGGCUAUGGCCUGGGCUUCCUCGGCAAAGGAAAAAACAAAUCAGGCCAGAAAACAGUCUCACGCAAUCAACACAUGUACCACAGAGAGGGCCAGACAGCAGAGGACCAGUCACAGUGGAACGCAGCUUCUCCUGCCAUAAACAACUCAGUUUUUCUGCUGUCCUUGGUGCCAUUUCUCAUAAUCUGGAUAAGAGAUCCUUAA